Girardinichthys multiradiatus is the source of this 708-nucleotide messenger RNA. Its product is annotated as galactose-specific lectin nattectin-like. NCBI's taxonomy places the organism in Eukaryota, Metazoa, Chordata, Actinopteri, Cyprinodontiformes, Goodeidae. The coding region runs from base 71 to 553 and encodes 160 amino acids. The record is from RefSeq and is a predicted model, not a curated record. The transcript has 7 exons.
UUCCCUUGUUGAAGGAACACUGCUCCCAGUGAAUCCUGCUGCUGCUGCAUUAAUUAAUCAUAGCAACAAGAUGAAAUCAGUCCUUCUUUUCACUUUGCUCCUUUGUGGAUUUGGGCUUGAAGCAAGAUGUUCUUCAGAUCCAGCUGAUUUCUGUGCCAGCUGUCUUCCUGGGUUCACUUGGUUUGGGGGCCGCUGUUACUUCUUUGGGAAGCAAAAAGUGGACUGGGCUGACGCUGAGAGGGCCUGCAAUAAUUUCAAUGGAAAUUUGGUCUCCAUCCAAAGACAAGAUGAGUUUAACUUCAUCAGAGAUCUGAUCUUCAGAGAGGCAGGAUCACACAAAUCAACCUGGGUAGGAGCCAACGAUGCAGUAAAGGAAGGUGUAUGGAUGUGGAGCGAUGGGUCAAAGUUCACCUUCAGUGCCUGGGGCAAAGGGGAGCCAAACAACAAAGGAGGGAAAGAGAACUGCAUGGCAAUCAAUUUGCGUGGUAGAGAUAAUAUCAACGAUGCCAGAUGUGACAUCAAAAAGUCUUUUGUCUGUGCCAAAGACCCGUAGCGGUUCUCCUGGUUGGACCCGUAGCGGUUCUCCUGGUUGGACCCGUAGCGGUUCUCCUGGUUGGACCCGUAACAAUUCUCCUGGUUGGACAGAACUUGAUUUGCAUCACAAAGUAAAGUCUCGAUGACAUCACUUCUGGGAGAUAUUGAGACAAA